Molecule: messenger RNA, 7858 nt
Organism: Mustela erminea (ermine)
Lineage: Eukaryota; Metazoa; Chordata; Mammalia; Carnivora; Mustelidae
Gene: NPR3
Product: natriuretic peptide receptor 3
Exons: 8
Coding region: 804-2417 (537 amino acids)
Biological process (GO): regulation of blood pressure; vasodilation
Cellular component (GO): membrane
Molecular function (GO): natriuretic peptide receptor activity; peptide hormone binding
Source: RefSeq, a predicted model, not a curated record
GGGGGACCCCAGAGGGUGUGCGGUGUGGUGGGGGCUCCCGCCUGUGCGGACGCGGGCGACUGCGGCUUUAAGGACAAGGCAGGGGCUGGCUGGGAGUUGUUGGGGUUAGGGACCGGGGAGGGGUGGGAAGGUAGGGGUGUGGGGAGGAGCCCUGAUGUAAGAAUGUUAAUGAGAGGCUCCCCAGCCCAGCCCCCACCACUCCCCACCCCCACCCACCCCACCCGCUGGAAAUACAAACCCAGCCUCGGAGCUCCUUGUGUGGUAACACGCUCCGCGGCUGCCACGCUAUUUAAACGCGGGCUAUGGAUCCAGGAACCGGCGCGAAUCAAUGAGAUCAAAUGCGGGGGAGAUGCACCGUCAAUUACAAGCACUUGGACAAGUCUAACUUUUUUUUUCUUUUACAAAUACGCUUUCAAAAGCAAUCUUAGCAACGUCCAAAUAAGAAGCCACCUCUAAGCAAAAUAGUAUAUAUAAAGGGAGGGCGAAUAUAUAUAUAUAUAUAUACACAUAUAUAUUUUUAAGUGUGUGUGUGUAUAUAUAUAUAUAUAUAUAUAUAUAUAUAUCUAUUGUAGGCGUACAGGUUUACACGCGGUGAACUUUUUCUUUUCUUUCUCUCUUUUUUAAACGAGUGACACUGCAAAGAAGGACUCUUCCUCUGUCUUCUGGUGAAGGGGUAUUCUAUUUUCUUAGAGCGCCCAAGGGGGCGCAGAGACCUCGGAGAGAAGAGUGGGGAGGAAAGAGGAAGGGUGGGUGGGGGGCAGAGGGCGAGUCAGCAGCGAGGGCAGGCUCUUUCCUGCGGCACCAUGCCGUCCCUGCUGGUGCUCACUUUCUCCGCGUGCGUCUUGCUUGUCUGGGUGUUGUUGGUCGGCAGCACCAGUGGCGGUGGCGGCGGGGGCGCCAGCCUCGGCGGAGGGCGCCGGGAGAGAGAGGCCCUGCAGCCGCAGAAGAUCGAGGUGCUGGUGCUGUUGCCCCAGGACGACUCGUACCUGUUCUCCCUGGCCCGGGUGCGGCCGGCCAUCGAAUACGCGCUUCGCAGCGUGCAGGGCAACGGGACCGAGCGGCGGCUUCUGCCACCCGGAACUCGCUUCCAGGUGGCCUACGAAGACUCAGAUUGCGGCAACCGCGCACUUUUCAGCCUGGUGGACCGCGUGGCGGAGGCACGCGGCGCCAAGCCCGAUCUCAUCCUGGGGCCGGUGUGCGAGUACGCAGCAGCGCCGGUGGCCCGACUUGCGUCGCACUGGGACCUGCCGAUGUUGUCGGCAGGGGCACUGGCCGCGGGCUUCCAGCACAAGGACACCGAGUACUCGCACCUAACGCGUGUGGCACCCGCAUACGCUAAGAUGGGUGAGAUGAUGCUCGCCCUAUUCCGCCACCACCAGUGGAGCCGCGCCUCACUUGUCUAUAGCGAUGACAAGCUGGAGCGGAACUGCUACUUCACCCUCGAAGGGGUCCACGAGGUCUUCCAGGAGGAGGGCUUGCACACGUCCGCCUACAAUUUCGAUGAGACCAAAGACUUGGACCUGGACGACAUAGUGCGCUACAUCCAGGCCAGUGAGCGAGUGGUGAUCAUGUGUGCAAGCAGCGACACUAUCCGGGGCAUCAUGCUGGCAGUGCACAAGCACGGGAUGACCAGUGGAGACUACGCCUUCUUCAACAUCGAGCUCUUCAACAGCUCUUCCUACGGAGAUGGCUCGUGGAAGAGAGGAGACAAACAUGACUUUGAAGCAAAGCAAGCAUACUCAUCCCUCCAAACAAUCACUCUACUGAGGACAGUGAAGCCUGAAUUUGAGAAGUUUUCCAUGGAGGUGAAAAGUUCUGUUGAGAAACAAGGACUCAAUGAGGAAGAUUACGUUAACAUGUUUGUUGAAGGAUUCCACGACGCCAUCCUCCUCUAUGUUCUGGCUUUACAUGAAGUACUCAGAGCUGGUUACAGCAAGAAGGAUGGAGGGAAAAUUAUCCAGCAGACUUGGAACAGAACAUUUGAAGGUAUUGCUGGCCAGGUGUCCAUAGAUGCCAAUGGAGACCGGUACGGGGAUUUCUCCGUGAUUGCUAUGACAGACCCGGAAGCGGGCACCCAGGAGGUCAUUGGUGAUUACUUUGGAAAAGAAGGUCGUUUUGAAAUGCGGCCGAAUGUCAAAUAUCCUUGGGGACCUUUAAAACUGAGAAUAGAUGAGACCAGAAUUGUGGAGCAUACAAACAGCUCUCCUUGCAAAUCAUCAGGUGGCCUAGAAGAAUCGGCAGUGACAGGAAUUGUUGUGGGGGCCUUACUAGGAGCUGGCUUGUUAAUGGCCUUCUACUUUUUCAGGAAGAAAUACAGAAUAACCAUUGAGAGGCGAAGCCAGCAAGAAGAAAGUAACGCUGGAAAACAUCGAGAGUUACGGGAAGACUCCAUCAGAUCCCAUUUUUCAGUGGCUUAAAAGAAAGCCUUUUCUUUCGGCCCGAGAUUCUUUAAGGAGAUAGAUGGGAUGAAAGACAUCAAUGGAACAGAAGGGACACUCUUGAAGAACUCAUUCUUUUAAGCAGUUAGUCAUUUCGUUGUAAAAUUUCUUUAGAAGCUCAGGAACUAUUUUGAGUCACCAUAUGCCUCCCGGGCUUUCACCUCAUGACAAACAAGUAUGAGAAUACAACAUCGUUCUGUUAAAUGUUCCUACUGAUUCAAGGGCAUAUGAUUAGAUUUAUGUUUGGAAAUCUGAUGUCUCCAUAUUUUGAUGGUUUUGGGGGCAUUUCAUAUAAGGCUACAAAAAUGUGGUUUUCUGAAAUGAAAUGUUUUAUAGCUAGAAUAAAAUCAUUUUUACGAGUAGAAUAUUCUUGGAAAGAAUUUAACAUCCAAAAAGAGGAAAAUGUAAUGAAAAAUCUCAAUGUUGGAAAUACAGUGUCCCUUUUUCUAGUGCAAGUGGACAGAUUUGAAGUUAAGGACUGCUCUGUCCAAUGUAUAUAUUCAGGUCCUGACUUCAUAUCUCCAAAAAGGAUUUCUGGCCUGUCUCCUUUAAUGUCUCAUAAAAGCUAUUCUGGAAAGUUGUAACUAUUACUAAGAUAAGAGGAUUUAUAUAAGAAAAACAAAUCUAAAAUAUUUCACUUUUUAAUGUAAAAAAAAAUAGCCCUAUUUCACACUAACAUUUUAUUUUUAGGUAUUUUAAUCUUAUAUUUUGCUAUUAGAAAAUGUGUCUAUUUUUUCAUUUUGAAGAUUAAAUUCCACUUAUAUUUUAAAAGCAUGGGUAAAGUGUGCAACAAACCAGCAAUGAUGAAAGAGGCUUCUCUUUUUCUCCCUGUUUCCCUAUCCCCUUGGUCACAGCCAAAUGCCAAUUGCUGCUUUAAUUACAGAGAUCUAGGCAUGUAUUCAGAUCACACACUCUAUUGGAGGACAUUGAUUUACCUGCUUUAAGUGCAAAGUUAUUUUAGGGAUAGACCUCUUCUAGUUCUGGUCAAAUGAUGAGUUUCCAGGUAAAGGGUGGAGUUUAUUGGAAUUAACUAGGUUUUAAGGCAGCCCUUUUUCCCUUAAGAACAACUUUAUAGAGUACUAACAUUUGACAGUAAGCACAGAAAGGAUAACUCUAAAAAUGCAUAUAUGACAUUUUACUAAGAUUCAGUGAUAUUUUGGUUAAAAGAAGGAAUCUAAGUAGCUACUCUGCUCCUUUUUAGUGGACUCCACAAAGCUUUAGCGUCAUCUACUAAUAACCUGCGUAAUAGCAGGUGAAGUGUAGAUAGAAGAUAUUUGAACAAAGUGAAAUAAGUAUUUACUGAAUAUCUACCUGCACUCACUACUCUGCACGUAGGUGUAAACUCAGGUUGCCAUUUUUGCUGAUAAUUUAUGGAGAAAAUAGAGAAGAAGAGAGAGUUGGCAGAUUAACAUACCAUGUUGUAAUUAUGUCACUAGGGGCUUUCCUCAGUAACAGUUUGAACAUCUGAAAAAUAGUUUUUAAAAUGACCUUAGUGGCUAUAAAAGAUCACGUACAGGGAAGAAAAUAGGGGAGUUCAAGCAAGUCCUUGGUCGUGAUGGAGGUCGUAGUUCACACGGGUGGGGGUGGAGGCAGGCAGAGGGAAAGCUGUGUAUCUUGGAAGCUGGCCUGAGCUUGCUUCCCUGGAAGCGUCUGCCUCUGCCCUUCCUACUUCAACCAGCCAAUGGGUUAUUUCCGUGAAUAGGUUAUUUCUGUGUGAGGCAUAUUUCCCCUCUACAUUUAAAAAAUGAGAUUCAGGCAGCUGGAGAGCAUGACAACCGAAUGAGCUAUGAUCAGCCAAAAUGACUUUGUUGUAGUUCUCCAUGGUGGAUGCAAUGGAAAAAGUGCUGACUUCCAAAAAAGAUGGCGAAAGAAGGCAAGAAAGGCAAGCUCCAGAAAUUCCAACGUUGGAAGAGUGUUUGGGGAGUAAAAUCUAGGAAAGCAAAACAUUUAACAACUCAGGACUCCUCAAAGUGAAAACAGAAUGGAAGAUUUGCAUCCAUCUUUUUCUGUGUGUGAAUUGAGAACUUAGUUCUCUCUCAUUUUUAUUUAUCAAUGAUGUUUUCAAUAUAUUUUUGAGCUAUUCACUUCAUACUACCUUGUGUUUGUGAAAAAAAGUUUAAAAUUCAAGCCUAUGUGCUUAUUACAGGGGGAAGAUCAUUCUACCUGGUUGUCAUCUUUGGACAUAAACAUUUCUCACCUUUCUGGAAUUAAUAUAGGGGCCCGUUAACUGUAACAUUUUUAAAGCAAAUAUCUUUUAUUUCUACUUUAGGUGGAGGAAUAGUUCUAAAUUUAAUAUUAUAUCCCCUGAUAAAAUGGUGGCAUGAGAUUUUAGUUUUUUUAAAAUGGCGGACUAAGUCAUGAGAUGCCAUCCCAUUCCGUUAAAACCAUUCUGGGAGUUCUUGAGAUUGAUUGCUUAUUUAUUUACAUGUCUGUUUUCACUUCUUUCCUCCUUAAAGUCAUCAUGUGAAUUACCAAAACUCCGUUAAGUUUAAGUUGGAAAUGUUUGGAAAUUAAGUUGGAAAACUUUGCUGCAAUGUAGGUGUUCGGUGUAAGUGUGCCCUGGGUUAAGACCUCUGGAGAUUAUAAUCCGGGACUUGAUUUCCUUACAGCUAAGCAGCAUCUUUGACAACUAGUCAUUUGUACUCCACCUGAAGCCACAUAUCAUACAGUAAAAUAAAUAGGGCUUUAGUUCUUAAAUCACCCUAUAAAUUUUUACCCUGAAAUCUAGGGCACUCAGAUUUCAGAAGGGAAACUUCAUCACUAUUUUCUCAUCUGGCCAAACAAGCUGAUAGUUACAUAGGUCAAAAUGAGUAUAUACGCUUUGUAUAUACCCAUGGUGCUGGAAAUAAGUAUAGAUUUUAUGGUCAUCAUUUCACCUGCUUAGUUUUUUUUUCCCCCCGGAUUCAAAAAUAAAAGCUUUCUCCAAAUGAUUACUUCUAUCCAGAAAUAAUGUUCUGGAUAAAGUGCAUAUCUUCUCCCAGACUGACUACAGUUUCCAUGAGGAAGCCCUACAAAUUACAUUUCACAGAACUGUCAGCUUGUCCUUUCCUGAACCACAGCCAUAGUUCCAUAGGCUUUGAAAUAGGUUUUUUUUUUUUCUAUUUUAACAUUUCAGAAGCUAUAUUUAAUGGAGAGAAGAGAAAUGCAUGGAAAGAGAAUGUCUCCUUUUCUCCUCUUCCUUAAGAUUCAGAGUUUUGCUUUAGAAUGUCUUAUCAUUCUCCCUGUUCACAGGUUCUAGGGUUCUUAACUUAUUCAAGGUACCUGUGUCCCCUCUGUCCCCAGUACCACUUUCCUUCUGGUUGCUACUGAUUUUGAAAGUGUAAGAUGUGCUGUUGGCAGUGACAUCAAAGCUAUUGUCUAGAUCUCAUACAGUGACAAUGCAGAAAUUAGCUUCCCGUGGCAUCACCCCCUUCUUGUGAGUGAGUGAGUAUACAGGGCUACUUGUGGAAGUCUCUGUAGGAGGCCAAAUAAAAUAUUAUACCACCAGUAUUAAGGGAGUGUUUAUACAUGGAAAGAAAUGCAUACUUACAUUUCUUGGGACACAAAGAACCCAGAUUCUGAGUGGAUACAGUAUAAAACCAAACAGCAACCCAAAUUCGGGCUCUCGAUUGAUAUUUCACGGGUUCUGCUUAAUAAUGUCCCUGGUGGUUAGCACUUCAUGGAGAAGUUGAAAAUGGGAGGAAUUUCUUCUUCAGUGGAAAAAACUGGAGCUGUCUGAAAACAUGAAAUAAUGCUUUGGGGGCAGCAUGGAAGCAUAGAAAGCGAGAAGGUGCUGUUCAGAAGGAUCUGUUUCUUUUUCAGCUGAUGCUUAGAACUACAGAAUACCCAAUUAUUUAGCCCAUCUUCAACAGCCAGACUCAGCAAGAAGCUUGGGACACACCCAGCCAGAAGAGUCGGGAGUCGAUCCUGGGAAAGAAACAGAAGAGAGUGGCACGGAAAGCAGCCCCUGUGCUUACCACCCCUUUCUCCCUCACCCCCACCGCCACCAUGGCUCUCCCUUACCCCCAGCCCCUGCCAUGCACUGUGGCUCCAAAGAUGCCUCGGCGUCUGGCCCAUGCAGGUAGAAACUUGUGAGUAGGAACCCUGUACUUCCUCAGAGGGAAAGAGCACAAAACAGUGCUGCCUAUAGGAUCGUAGCUGGCUUUGGAUCAAAACCCUUAUGCUAACUUGAUGGCACACGCUCUGGGGCAGGACAAGCCUGUGAUGUGCCUAUAUUCCAACAAGCUUUGUUUUGGUUUUCAGCAUGUAGCUCUCAUGACUGUCUCUUGCAGGCAUACCCCACAGCUAGACUCUAGGGAUUAAAAUGACUUUCAAAAGGGGCUAGAUUGGAGUUUGUUCAAAUUUGUCAUUAACCACUAAUGUUAAUUCAUACCAAAGGUAAAGCAAUUCUAAACCAGCUGAUGCUGUUAAUGUUCAUGUUUUAAGCUACUUCAAACAUGGUGAAAGGGUUUCAAUGGGAGCUGAAUAUCAGAAGUAAAAAUCCAUAUGUUAUAACAGCUCUUUGAUGGAUCAGGAGUGGAAUGAUUCCUAGAGGACGGAUGUGAAUAAGCCAAAUUCAGAGUCAGCAAAAAUGCUUCUUCUUUGAGUCACACGUUUAAAGACCUAAAUUUUAUGCACAGGAAUAAAGGGCCCUUCCACAAAGGGUGUACAUUGUCACAUGGACUACCAAAUUGUUUUUUAUGUGCUAGGGGAACAAAGCUGUGAUAGCACACAGUAAUUGAGCAGAAAAUGUCGAGAAAGAGGAAAAUUUGGAUUUCAAAACAGGAUGGCCUAUUUAUUAUUUAAUGCCAACAUCUGAAAAAGUUCAAAGUGGUGCAUCUUACAAUGGGGGUGCCCAUUGUAAGUUCAAAGCAUCUUCCAAAGUGGUGCGUCUUGCAAGACAGCAAUGGGGGUGCCCUCAGCAACCUGAAGAUGCUGUGAGUUUGUAGAAUUUUUCUGCUGGGUCCUGGGAAUCUGAGCUUUGUUCCUCAUGCAAUGGUGAGUACUGAAACCAAGAGGACACAGAAUAGAUACCGUGAAGGAUUACUUCCGCAGCCCUUCUCUUCUGGGCCAUAUUACUCGUGGUUAUUUUAAAUAUAGGACUACCAAACAAUACAGAGCUACCAUGAGUAUGGUAGAAAAGUAAAAUAAAAGCUGCACAAGCUACCAUUUAUUAUUCUAAUGUAAGUAGAACUAUCUGCAUAUAAUGUGAUUUAAUUUAUUGUUUUGUGUAGAGAAUGAAAAUUAAUGACUGUGGAUAUAACCCCUGUUUUGUAUAAUAUAUUUUAUUUCUGAUGCAAACUGGUCAUUUAACAUAUCUACUCGGUUUGGUGUUUGGAUAUAAAUGUGUAUGUGUUCUUGUAAAUGUUUCUCUUAAGCAAGAAUGCCACAUGCUCACAGUAUAACAAUGUGUUCUCAUUAAAAAUACAUCCCACAGAAAA